GCAUGACUUACGAAAGAAUGGUUGGAGAUGUGCACCAAGUAUCACUUUUGUUAUGUCAAGACACAGGCCCAUGUACAAUCCCUAUUGCUGGAUAUAUCCAAGCGGGCAUGGUGUAGUGUUUGCUACAUACAAUAGGUGUCGGAGUAUUGUGCGCUGUGCGGACAUAUUCUCACAAAAUAUUCCAAGGGGCGUUGCCUCACACGAACGGGUCUGUAUACCUACCAUUAUUCUGAGUAUAAAUAUGGACAUGAGUGUCCAAAAAUCCCUAUCGCUGUCCCUAUCCACAGCAUUGCUUCAAUCCAAGAUUCCUUCAGCACAAAUGGCCUUGUACCUUCCUGAUCCCCCACCCGCAGCGAGCUCGAGUCUUUCUCUCCGGAAGAGCUCCGUAACUACUACGCCCUCAAGGUGUCCAACAACGACACGCUCACUGGCAGGUCGAUUCCUCCUUCUGUAGAUGCUGUUCACAGGCGUACCAUCGAAAAGUACGGGCGAAUGAUGGCCUAUAUGUCGGUUGAGGAUUACCAGGGUAUCCUUCAGGGAUUUCUGGUGGGUCUUGUCGGCGCCAAGCGUAUUCUCGAAAUCGGCACCUUCACCGGCACAUCGGCUAUUUUCUUUGCCCAUGCACUGAAGCGGAACGGCGUCAAGGGUGGUGCCGACGAAACUGGCCACAAGCCCAUCAUCACCCUCGAUAUCAGCGAAGAGUUUGCUGAAACCUCCCGUCAGAACUUUAUCGAGGCUGGUGUCGAGGACUACAUCGAGGUGCUUGUCGGCGAUGCAAAUGAGAUCAUCAAGUCGCUGACGGAUAUCACAUUUGACAUUGCUUUUGUUGACGCCGACAAGAUUUCGUACCGCAACUACUACGAGACCAUAGUCAACAAUGACAUGCUCAACAAGAAUGGCCUCUUCAUCUUUGACAACACUGCGUUUCCGCUGGACGUACCAACCGACGAAAGAUUAAUCAGCACAAAAACUGCGAUCAUGCUGCAUGAGUUCAAUGAGUACAUUCGCAAGGACCCACGCGUCGAGGUCGUUAUGCUGCCACUGUAUACCGGAAUUACUCUUGUGCGCCUUUUGCAUUAA
This is a messenger RNA of Linderina pennispora, 1080 nucleotides long. Its product is annotated as putative O-methyltransferase. Bases 493 to 1080 code for a protein of 195 amino acids. NCBI's taxonomy places the organism in Eukaryota, Fungi, Kickxellomycota, Kickxellomycetes, Kickxellales, Kickxellaceae. Gene Ontology annotation, molecular function: O-methyltransferase activity; S-adenosylmethionine-dependent methyltransferase activity. The transcript has 2 exons. The record is from RefSeq and is a predicted model, not a curated record.